This is a messenger RNA of Amblyraja radiata (thorny skate), 1152 nucleotides long. Its product is annotated as nuclear factor 7, brain-like. The coding region runs from base 235 to 1152 and encodes 305 amino acids. The record is from RefSeq and is a predicted model, not a curated record. The transcript is spliced from 5 exons. NCBI's taxonomy places the organism in Eukaryota, Metazoa, Chordata, Chondrichthyes, Rajiformes, Rajidae. Gene Ontology annotation, molecular function: zinc ion binding.
CCCUGAAAUUUGCCAUGGUAUGGCCCCAGGUUGGGAAUCACUGUCCUAGAGAAUCUUUGGUUGGAAGUGGCCAGGACACCUUCACACUGAACACUUGCAGCCGAAUAACAUGCAUUGCCCGGGACGGCAGCGAGCGCAGUGGACACACGCGGUAAUGCGGUGGCAACUCGCUGUAAUGCAGGGAUUCAGCAACUACACGUCAGUGAAAACAUAUUGAACCAGGGAGAUAAUAAAAUGGCUGCGAAACGCCCGGCCGGGAGUUGGACCGAGGAGGUAGUUUGUCCCAUCUGCCUGGAUUUCUUCACCGAUCCGGUGGCGCUGGACUGCGGGCACAACUUCUGCCGCUCCUGUAUCACACAGAGUUGGGACAGGGAGGGGAGAAACUCCUGCCCGGAAUGCAGAGAGGAUUCUGCAAACCGCACCCUCAGGGUGAAUCGGGCCUUGGUUAGACUGUCUGAGAAAGCUCGAACACUGAGCCUGAAUCUCAAAGCGAAGAAAAGCAAACUUCAGUGCGAGAAACAUCAGGAAGAACUGAAGCUGUUUUGUAAAACUGACAAGAAACUGAUCUGUUUGAUUUGUGCAACUGCGCGGGGACACAAGUCUCACAGCUUAACGCUGAUAGAAGAAGCAAUUGAAUUCUACAAGGAACAGGUGAAAUCUUCUUUCGAAUCUCUCACAGAAAUGGAAUCAGAGAUCCAGAAAGUGGAGCAGGAACAGAAAAAGAGCAUUUCUGGAGUUCAGGAAGAGUCACACAACCUUCAGUCACUGAUCACAUCCCAGUUUGCUGAACUGCACCAGAUUCUCACUGAGAAAGAGCAGCGCUUACUCGGAGAUGUCCAGGAAGAAGAGGAGAAGAUUGUAAAAACAAUGGAGAAAAAUCUUCAAGAGAUUCAAGAGAAUUUAAAUUCCAUUCGGGAGGAACUCUCAAAAUUGCAGGGACAGAUAGACCACAAGGACGGUGUGAUAUUUCUGAAGGAGGAAGCUGGUCGCAAGAGCAGGGUUAUUGAUGAAACCAAACCAAUGUUGGUGGUAGAUAGCGCGUUGCCCAUUGAAAAGUAUGAUCGCACCCUUUUCUACAACAUAGCAUUGAGCGAAACAUAUGAUAUCAUCAAACGAGGUGAAACUGAUACCUUUUCCAUUGAUCUUUUUUAA